UGACAUGAUGUGAAUUGGAGCUAUAGAAAUAAACUGAAUAGAAUUGACUGGUUUUCCUUUGUCAGACUUUAUUGAGUCCAUAAUUACUAAACGCUGCAGGUCUGUGUUCAGCGACAAUCAGAGACUCGUUAUCGACUCGUUUCUCAGCAUCAGGUCGGAUUUUAUGGAGCUAAAUUAGAACAAAGUCAUUAAAAACCAUGAAACAAAAACUACUGGAUGGAAAUGAAGAAAUAUUAGAAACAAGGAGGUUUGAUUGUCAGCAAACCUCCUCCUGAUGAAGAAGAACCUCCUCCUACAGAGAGAGAACCUCCUCCUUCUCAGAGAAGCUCCUCCUGGUUCCUCCCUCAGGGCUCAGUCUGAGGAUCAGACGCCUCCAUCCAGACGUUCUCCUCCGUCCUCACAUCCAGGAUGAUCACCCUCCUUCUCGGAGGUCUCUUCGCCGCCAUCUACCUCCUCCUGCGAAAGACGGUCCUGAAGCUGCCCAGGUGUAAGAGCGACGCAAAGCUUCAUGGGAAGACCGCCAUCAUCACAGGAGCCAGCGGUGGGAUCGGGAAGGCCACGGCGCUGGAGCUUGCCAGGAGGGGGGCCCGGGUGGUCCUGGCCUGCAGGGACAGAGAGCGGGCCGAUGCUGCGGUCCGUGACAUCAUCCAGGAGACGGGGAACCAGCAGGUGCUCUUCAUGCAGCUGGACCUGGCCAGCCUGCUGUCGGUCCGGACCUUCGCUGAGAACUUCCUGCGCUCCGAGUCCAGGCUGGAUCUGCUCAUCAACAACGCGGGUGUCCUCAGAGACGGCCAGACGGACGACGGCUUCGGCUUGAUGUUCGGGGCCAACCAUCUGGGCCACUUCCUGCUGACCCUGCUGCUUCUGGAGCGGCUGAAGGCCAGCGGGCCGAGCCGCGUGGUCACCGUGGCCUCCAGCUCCUACGGACGGGGCCAGCUGGACUUCAGUGUCAUGGUGGACCUCAGGGAUUCGGCUGAGGGCUGCGGCUUCAGGCAGACCUACAGGAAGUACUGCGACAGCAAGCUGUGCAACAUCCUGUUCACCUGGGAGCUGUCCAGGAGGCUGCAGGGCAGCCAGGUCACCUGCUACUGCCUCCAUCCAGGACUCAUUCGGACAGAUCUGGGUCGGUACCUUGGAUUCUGGAUGAAGGUCUUGGUGGCGCCCAUCGUCCUCCUGUUCUUCAUGGACCCAGAGUCUGGAGCUCAGACCACUUUGCACUGUGCCCUGGAGCAAGGCAUCGAACCCCUCAGCGGUCACUUCUUCAGGUGCUGCAGGCCACGGACGGACAUGGAGUCCAAGGCCAGAGACCCGGCUGCUGCCAGGAAGCUGUGGGAGCUCAGCCAGAACUUCUGUGGUCUGUGGUAGAACCCAGAGGUUCUGCUGGGAUCUGAACUACAAACCAGUCUCCUUUAUUGGAUCUGAUGUGACUGAAUUUCUUUUGACUUUAUUUUACUUU
This is a messenger RNA of Cyprinodon tularosa, 1456 nucleotides long. RefSeq names its product dehydrogenase/reductase SDR family member 13-like. The coding region runs from base 409 to 1365 and encodes 318 amino acids. NCBI's taxonomy places the organism in Eukaryota, Metazoa, Chordata, Actinopteri, Cyprinodontiformes, Cyprinodontidae. The record is from RefSeq and is a predicted model, not a curated record. The transcript is spliced from 5 exons.